AUGCAGGGCAUUUUCCAGAGGUUCAACCUUUUUGGUUGGUUUAAUAACAAAAUCGCACAUAAUGAAGCCGUAACAAAGUCUGAAGAGAGAUAUCCCAUACCUCAGAAGUAUCUGGACAAUCCAGAUCUUAUACCAAAGUAUUAUGCGUUUCAAUCGAAUAUGGUCACUGAUGAUGACCUCCAACCUGGAAUGUUACGUCAGUUGGAGGUUGACAAGAGAUUAACUUUACCCACGAGGACACAUAUACGUUUCCUCAUUACUGCAACUGAUGUGAUUCAUUCAUGGGCUAUUCCAAGUCUUGGAAUUAAAGCGGAUGCUGUCCCUGGAAGGUUGCAUCGUGUAACUACUUUCAUAAUGAGGGAAGGAGUUUUCUACGGUCAGUGCUCUGAAAUGUGUGGCACUCUCCAUGGUUUUAUGCCUAUUGUUAUUGAAGCAGUUGCACCAGAGACAUAUGCAGCACACGCAAAAAAGUAUUAUAGAGAUGAUUAA
Theileria equi strain WA is the source of this 489-nucleotide messenger RNA. Its product is annotated as cytochrome c oxidase subunit II, putative. The record is from RefSeq and is a predicted model, not a curated record. NCBI's taxonomy places the organism in Eukaryota, Apicomplexa, Aconoidasida, Piroplasmida, Theileriidae. The transcript has a single exon. Gene Ontology annotation, molecular function: copper ion binding; cytochrome-c oxidase activity. Gene Ontology annotation, biological process: ATP synthesis coupled electron transport. Gene Ontology annotation, cellular component: membrane. Bases 1 to 489 code for a protein of 162 amino acids.